Messenger RNA from Pyrus x bretschneideri (Chinese white pear), 1819 nucleotides. Its product is annotated as trihelix transcription factor ASIL2-like. Bases 472 to 1665 code for a protein of 397 amino acids. Lineage: Eukaryota; Viridiplantae; Streptophyta; Magnoliopsida; Rosales; Rosaceae. The record is from RefSeq and is a predicted model, not a curated record. Gene Ontology annotation, molecular function: transcription cis-regulatory region binding. Gene Ontology annotation, cellular component: nucleus. The transcript has 2 exons.
AAUAACGUACCAGGCAGCAGGCGUGCAGCGUUCAGAUGCAGGGACCCUCUUCUUUUAUCCUCUCUCUAUCUCUCUCUCUUCUUCCCAUCUCAGUUUCCUGAUGCGAGACACAAUUGAUUGCAAAUUCUGAGCAGAUGUCGAGUUAAACCUCUUUCGGAAGCUUCAAUUUGGCUUUCGACCCAACAAAUUUUGUGGCAACGUUUCGAUUUUUGAGGUUGUUUUGAGGAAGAUUUUGAUGUGGGGUUUGCUGUUUUCGUGUUUUUUUUUUUUCGAAACGAAAUGAUGAUUUGGAGGUAGUUUAGUCCUAUGAAGGAGAAGAAGUUGUUGGUUGGAUUAAGAAACCAGAGGGGAAAAAGAAUAACGGGUGUGGAUGGAGUUUAAUCUUGCAACGGAGAAACCGGUGGUUUUGAACUAGGGUCUUGCAGGAUUAUCUUCUUCGUUGUGGUUUGUUGAUCUUGAGUUUGUGCGGGAAUGGAUGACACCGAAGAUGAUGCGAGGUAUCCUCCUAACCUGUACGGUGGGAAUCACCAGCAGGGUUAUGGUUCUUCACAACGUCCCAAGCUUCCUGCUCGUGGUGGUGGUCCAUAUCCUAGGCCAGUCCGUAAUGACUAUGCUGAUGAUGAUGAAGAAGAUGAGACUGAUGACGAUGAAGAGUUGGGUGAGGAAGAAGAAGAUAACAAUGGUCGAAAUGGUUUUCCUUCUGUUCACAAAGGUGUUGGGGAUGAUGAUCACGAGGAUGAUAGUGAUGAUGAAGAUGAUGAGGAUGAUGAAGAGGAUAAUAAGAUGAUGGUUAGAAGGCUGGAUGAUGAUGAUUUGAAAACGCACCCUAAGAAGCGUAAGUUGAAGAGUUUGAUUUCAAGUUAUGAAUUUGCUCCUCGUUUGCCGGCUCCUCCUGCUGCUGCUGCUGCACCCUCUGCUCCAAAACAAUCAAUUGGUGGCCGGAAUGCGCUUACAGAUUGGACUGAACAUGAAACUUUUGUGUUACUAGAUGCUUGGGGUGAUCGGUUUCUUCAACGUGGAAAAAAGAGUCUUCGCUCUGAGGAGUGGCAAGAGGUUGCAGAGAAAGUAUCAGAGGUGUCAAAAAUUGAAAGGACAGACACACAGUGCCGCAAUCGGUUGGAUACCUUAAAGAAAAAGUACAAAAAGGAGAGGGCCAAGUUCGCAGAGACUGGUGGUGCCACGAGCAAGUGGGUUUACUUCGCAAAGAUGGAUAUGUUGAUGUCAUCGCUACAACAGCAAGCUGGCCUGUCUUGUGGCUUGGACUCAGGGGAGUAUGUUUUCAUGAACCCUAAAGUUUAUUUGAACCGAGCAAAUGGGUUGGAUGAGAUGCGGGAUAGUCCAGGGAAUUCAGAAUCAGCUGAGGGAGGGGAUGAUGAUUCGGAUGGGCUACCACCCAAGAAGAGAAGGUACGGAAGGGAGAAUGAUGAUCGGGGUUCCUUUAGAUUGCUUGCUGAUUCCAUUCAAAAAUUCAGUGACAUAUAUGAGAAGAUUGAAAAUAGUAAAAGGAAGCAGAUGGCAGAACUAGAGAAGAUGAGGAUGGAUUUCCACAGGGACUUGGAACUGCAGAAGAGGCAGAUUAUGGAGAGAGCGCAGGCUGAGAUAGCGAAAAUACAGCAUGGCGAUGACGAGGAGAAUGAUAACUCUGCCGAAAAUGCGAGCGGGUGAUAUCGGUAUCUAUCUGUAAUAUUAAUUGGUUAUGAUAACUAUUAGCUGUUGUUGUAACAAUUGGGGGAGACUUUAACCCCUUUCUAUUUCUUUUUGGAAAUAAGUUGUUGAUUUUAUAUCAGAUAUGGUAUUAGAAAUUAGAAAUUUCGAAUUA